Zasmidium cellare ATCC 36951 is the source of this 825-nucleotide messenger RNA. RefSeq lists its product as uncharacterized. The coding region runs from base 1 to 825 and encodes 274 amino acids. The transcript has 2 exons. NCBI's taxonomy places the organism in Eukaryota, Fungi, Ascomycota, Dothideomycetes, Mycosphaerellales, Mycosphaerellaceae. The record is from RefSeq and is a predicted model, not a curated record.
AUGAUUGAAAGAGCAGCAUUAAUAGUGGGCGCAGCGUCCGGGAUGGGCAGAGCCACGGCUCGCAAACUUGCCAGUCGUGGUAUAUCAGUCACUCUCGCAGAUAUGAACAAAGAUAGAGUAUCCGAUGUUGCGAACGAAAUCGAGUCAACUUUCGGCGUGCGCACUGCGUCUGUUGGAGUGGACAUCACUCGCGAACAAGAGGUCAAGGACAUGGUAGAGCACGCCACUUCUUUGACGGGAUCCCUGGAUUAUGCGGCAAAUUGCGCUGGUAUCUGCGAGAGUAUUUGGAAAGAGGAGAGGAGCAUAUCAACGGAGCUCUUUGACCAGACUUACGCUGUGAAUGCAAGAGGCCUCUGGCUGUGCCAGAAGUAUGAAGCACAAAAGAUGCAAACGCAAGAACCAAAAGCCUUGGAGCUUUCGCCAGCGCCGGCCUCGCCCAUCAAGAAACAACGUGGAUCAAUAGCGAACAUAGCAUCCAUAUCCGGGCUUCACGCGAUCGGCCUAGCGGCUUAUACGCCCAGCAAGUAUGCAGCAGUGGCAAUCACCAAGAACGGGGCAAAAUUCUACGGUCCCGAUGGCAUCCGUUGCAACGCUCUUUGUCCCGGAUGGACACUCACCACCAUGAUCGAGCAUAGCAUGGGGAAAGAAGGCACGCUUGGUACAGAGGAGAACAAAAAUUCUCCUGUCAAUGACAUUGUCGCUCUGGGACGCAUGGGAUUUGCAGAAGAACAGGCGAGCGUGAUGAGUUUUUUGCUCAGCGACGAAAGCAGCUAUCUAAAUGGAGCUCUGAUCGUUAGCGAUGGAGGAUACCAUGAUAUUAGAUAG